UGAUAACCUACAGGCGAAGGGAGUCGUAAGCUGAGCCUGAUCACGUUGCCCUUGUGAUAUAGUUUUAUUUUUAACUUUGAAACACUUGAACUAUGUCAGUUGACGUUUUCUCCCAUUCGCUUGCCUUUCCAGGGGAACUCGGGUCCUCUGCUGCGGCAGAGGCACUGGCAGCCACCUCCUUGAGACCUGCUUGCGCACCAUCUAAGAGCUGGUAGCUGCAGAUGCUGAGUCAGCUUGUACCAUUUAGAGUAGCUACUUGAAGGUGUGACUACUGAACACUUAAAACACAAUUGGCGUGAAGGAGGAAUUGCUCUAUUUUAUUCCAUUGUGAUCAGAUUGAAACAGCCACAUGUGGCUGACUACCACAUAGAACAAUGCAGAUUUCCAGGUCCACACGUGCCACAGAGUUAAGAAGCCAGACAUUGGGAAGCCAUGGGCCGGGUGCGCAGGCCUCCACCUGGGCAGCACAGGCAUUGUGAGGGAUGCAUCAACCGCCACUGCCAUGUUCCAGUGGAGCCCAGCGUCUCCUGCCGGGUGAUAAGCUGCCACCUGCUCUGUGGCGCUACCUUCCACAUGUGCAAAGAGGCAGAGCACGCGCUCCUCUGCCCUCUAGAGCAGGUUCCCUGCCUCAACUCCGAGUAUGGCUGCCCGCUCUCCAUGGCCCGCCACAAGCUGGCUAAGCAUCUGCAGGUGUGCCCCGCCAGCGUGGUCUGCUGCUCCAUGGAAUGGAACCGCUGGCCCAAUGUGGACUCCGAAACCGUCCUUCAUGAGAACAUCAUGAAAGAGCCCCCCAACGAGGAGUGUUUGGACACAGCCCUGGCCCUCCAGGACCAGAACAUUCUCUUCCGGUCCUUGAAAAUGGUAGACCUUUUCCCAGAAACCAGAGAUGCCGCCGAGGAGCCAGCCAUGAAUGGUGACACCAGUUGGGAAGAGAUUGGAGGCGCGGUGGGAGGAGUGGAGACCAGGCCAGGACCACACUGUUGUCUGCCAGCAGCCAACGGGCCAGUGAUGGAACUCAGUCAGGAGGAACGAGAUGCCCUGGCAAAAACCAAAGAAGGAAUGGACUUGGCCAAGUUUGGCGAGUGGGAAAGCAUGUUCAGCAAGGAGCACUCGGCCUCGGUUUUAACGGGUUCCUCGGGGAAGAGAGAAGACAAGGGUUUGACCGGGAAAGAGCAGUGUUCCGGUGAUGGUAGCACGCGUGAUGCAGAGGACUCGCCCGGAGGGAGAGAACCACAGGAAAGCCGGAAGCCCCAGGAUCUUCCUGUUGCCAUGGAGAUGACAGGACUUGCCCCCUGGCAGGAUGGUGUUCUGGAAAGACUGAAAACAGCCGUAGAUGCCAAAGACUACAACAUGUAUCUGGUACACAAUGGCCGCAUGCUCAUCCACUUCGGGCAGAUGCCUGCUUGUACGCCCAAGGAGAGAGACUUUGUUUACGGCAACCUCGAGGCUCAGGAAGUGAAAACGGUUUACACCUUCAAAAUUCCUGUGAGCUACUGCGGGAAGCGAGCCCGCCUGGGAGAUGCCAUGUUGAGGUGCAGGCCAAGUGAGCACAAGGCCGUGGACACUUCCGAUUUGGGCGUCUGUGUGGAGGACCUGCCCAAAUCCGAUCUCAUCAAGACCACCCUCCAGUGUGCUUUGGAAAGAGAGCUCAAAGGCCACGUCAUCUCUGAAUCCAGGAGCAUCGACGGGCUCUUUAUGGACCUUGCCACCCAAACGUACAACUUUGAGCCAGAGCAGUUUUCCUCAGAGACGGUGUUGGCUGAUGUCCUAGGCACUGCCCAGCCUGGGGGGCUGCACGUGGAGCUCCACAGUGAGUGCGUGACCCGGAGGCACAAUAAAAGCAGCUCAGCCUUCACUUUCACCUGCAACAAAUUCUUCCGGAGAGAUGAAUUUCCCCUGCACUUCAAGAACGUCCACACGGACAUUCAGUCGUGUCUCAAUGGCUGGUUCCAGCAUCGAUGCCCUCUCGCCUACUUGGGAUGUACAUUUGUCCAAAACCACUUCCGGCCCCCUGGACAAAAAGCAAAAGUGAUCUAUAGCCAGGAGCUGAAGACCUUUGCCAUCAAGCCAGAGGUGGCUCCGGAGCUGAGUGAGGGGUGGAAGAGCGACCCGCUCUCAGGCCAUGGUAGAAAAAGCCUGAAUUCCCUAACCAGCCUGCCGCUGGAGGUUUUGCAAUACAUUGCUGGGUUUCUGGACAGCAUCAGCCUAGCCCAGCUCUCCCAGGUGUCGGUGCUGAUGAGGAACAUCUGUGCCACUUUGUUGCAAGAGAGAGGGAUGGUCCUCUUGCAGUGGAAGAAGAAGAGAUAUUCUCACGGAGGCACCUCCUGGAAAGUCCACAGUCAGAUCUGGCAGUUCAGCAGCCUCUUCUCCAAAAUCAAGAGCUGGGAGUUUAAUGAAGUCACCUCCAUGUCUGAACACCUGAAAGCCUGUCCUUUCAACAUCGUGGAGCAUAAGACUGAACCAAUUCGUUUGACCAGCAUGUGUCAGCCCCAAGAGCAGGCCCGGGAGAGCUUGGUGUCCACGUUUAGGGCCCGACCACGGGGUAGACACACCUAAAUAUUUGCACAGCCCUGCUCCUGGCUUCUCAGGGUUAGUGAAAUUAGGACAGUACGGUUUGAGGACACGACACCCCUCAUAUCUGCUUCACUGGGUCUGAGAAUGUGUGAAGUCCUUCAGGCCUCAGCAACUACCCUAGGACACUCUUUUUCUGAGCUAUGGCUUGUAAGAUAGUGCCACAUUUUUGCCUUAUCUUAGUUCUUUCCUCUUUUCAUUUCCUAAAAUAGAUUGGUCUGGGAGAAAAUAAGUAACUUAAGGCCAUUUGAAAAAAAUGAACCCAAGUCCUUAGGUCAACUAAGAGAACCAGGAAAUUCUGUAACUAGCAUAGACUAGUGAUUCUACACUGAGCUAUCUAGUUUACAAACCACCUGCAAGUUUUUGGAGCAGGCACUGCAGAGAUAGAGUCUAAGGUACAGUGACCUCCCUGGGUAUCCCAGGUGGAGGGAACUCGUUUGGAAGGUUCUAGAGCGUGGUCUUCCCUGACAGUUAAGGGCUCUUUUAGCCCCCCUACAGCAUCAAAGCCCAGAUGCUUCCAACACAACCCAACAGAACGGACCACACUGGGUAAGCAUAGCAGUUUCAAGGCCAAAGCCAAACAGUCCGUUGUGUAGAGUCUUGGCAACACAAAGAAAGUAAGUCCUUAAAAGUGAAGGAAAGGUCAAAGAUCUCCAGGAACAAAGCAGCUCCUGGUUGAGAGCCACUGUCCUGAAGGUGGUUACACCAGCAACACCAAGCUAGGAUGUGCUCCCCUUUUAGUGUGACAAAUCAGAUCUCACAGAGCUAUUCAGUGGCCAUAAUUCAACGCGACUCUUACUUGUUUACAAAAAUGGCUUUUAAACAUGUGAUGAUGCUAAAUUGAGAACCAGAUGGAGCUGAUCUCCCCAAUAUGGUUUUGGGCCACCAGUGUAAGAAUAUAUCCUCCCUCCCUGGCCUCUUUGGGGAUACCUGAAACCAGGAAAGUAAUUUAUCUUAGAUUAAGUUACUCUUCCCUUAUUUGGCGCCAUUUCUCAGCAAUCUUAGAAGUUCUCAUGCUAAUGAAAAACAAGGAAAGGGAGGCAGGCAUCACUGGGAACCAGCCAGCUAAGAAUUCAAAUCAUGAAGGAGUCUUGCCAAUCUGUGAGCUGCUUGUCUGGGCAUCCGCCUCUCUGACCACGGUUCCCAGCUGGUGCAGACGAAGAAGCUGGUGUGGACAAAGAAGCUGGGGUGGAUGAAGAAGCUGGUGCGGACGAAGAAGCUGGUGAGGAUGAAGAAGCUGGUGCGGACGAAGAAGCUGGUAUGGAUGAAGAAGCUGGUGCGGAUGAAGAAGCUGGUAUGGAUGAAGAAGCUGGUGCAGACGAAGAAGCUGGUGCGGAUGAAGAAGCUGGUGCAGAAGAAGAAGAUGGUGCGGAUGAAGAAGCUGGUGCCUCUGCACGGCGUCUGGAAGGCAGCAGAGCGAGCCCUGACUGAAAGCAUGCUCACUUUUCACAUCUUCCUCUCACACUAUUGUUAACACCAUGUUAUGAUACCCCAUCUUUACAGCUUGGUUUGUAUUUCACCACGCUGUUUGUAUGUGUGUGUGUGACUUGUCAUUUUCUAAAACUGUAUCUAGAGUGUUCUCUAAGAUUUUGUUCAGUGAAGAGGAAUAACUUAAAAAAGCUAAACAAUGACAUAGGCUGAAAGAAAGUGAGUUCUUCAGGCCUCAGUUCUGACUUCUUCCCCCAGUGGAAUGGAGUUCUCAAAGCCCUCUCAGGGUUUCUUAUUAGAGAAAGAGAAAACUACAGACCACAGAAGCAAUCCCAGGACUCUAGUUACAUGGGCCAGGAGCUGCAGAGAGACAGGGAAGCCACAGGGCUCUGCCUCCAUAAGCCGCACUGCUGGGGGCAACCUGGCCGAGGAGACCCCCCCCCGCCCCCCCCCACCUGAUUGGGGUGUGGCUACUUAGUCACACUUUCCUCCAUCAAUUCCCAUCUCAGAGCAACCCUGAGAUGAUUGACAUCUUCAAACAUUUUAUAAGGGAACUCAUUGUUUAUGUUAAAGGAAACCAAGGUUUCCCCUGUGGUAUUCCCUGGUCCCUGGAGAUACGCUCACAUUGUGGGAGGGCAGCCAUGGCGAAAGGGACCUUCUCAGAGGCCCUGGGCUUGGUGAAUGAUUGGAUGGAGGAAACUGCAGAGAACAGUAUGAGCAGUGGGUCCCCUGUGACAGAAGCAAGGCAUUGCCAUGUGGCUUCAGUUUAAGCAGCAGAUGAGGAGGAUGAGGAUGGAUGUAUUGCAAGCACAGAGCCUAAACAGGAAGCCACCCAUGAGCGGGGCGCUUUGAUGACCAUCACCCUCAGGAAAGGCAACCUAGAGGUGGAAAGCCGCUGAAUGUGGAGCGGGAAGGAUAUAGAACUGAGCUGCAUCUGACCUCAGCAGCUUAGGGACUUGAGAAGGAAGCUUGCCUUACUAGGAAGGGUCAAAUGGGAAGCAAGGUAGGUUUAAAGCAACAACGUUGUACAAGUCUAACGUGUGUGUGAUGCCAAAUUCAACUGAAAUGGAGAACACAGCUUUAUGUAUCUAUGCUGACUUAUCUCUGCAUCAGCAACCCCAGCGUGCCUCUAAUGGGAAAUAAAAGUUGCUUUGCACUCUAAAA
Peromyscus maniculatus bairdii (prairie deer mouse) is the source of this 5163-nucleotide messenger RNA. NCBI's taxonomy places the organism in Eukaryota, Metazoa, Chordata, Mammalia, Rodentia, Cricetidae. The record is from RefSeq and is a predicted model, not a curated record.